AGGGUCACAACGCGGUCACACUGGUGGAAUUACAAAAAUUAAUUAAAUUAAACUUAAAGAACUUAAAGGCAAUUAAGGGCACUUACAGCUGCAAUUGGCCAUCGGUGGCGACAUGGAAGCGGAGCAACUGAAGCGUCUGGAGGCCAAGGAGGCGGACCAAAUCCCCGCCAUCCUGGACGAGUUCAACACGAAGCAUGCGGAUCUGCUGAUCUUCGACAGCUUCCGCACGGACAACCAGUGGCACGAGCUGUGGCUGGCCAUCUUUGGCAUCCUCGACGACCAGCAGCUGAGUCACCUGCACACGCAGUGCUUGAAUACAGUGAGGAUUCUCACGCGCGACGAGUUCAGCCUGCAGACGAACUACAUCGAGCAGGAGGUCAAUACGCUGCUGCGUCUGGCCAGGAUUGAGGCUAGUUCCUUGAAGCUGCCCGCCACGCCGGACGAGCUGAAGCAGCAGGAGCAGAAGCAGAAGCAGGAGGAGGAGCAGCAGCCCAGUCCCGGGCAAUCGGAGGUGAUAGCCGAGGCACUCAAGUGCCUGUGCAAUCUGGUCUACCAGAACGCGGACUGCCGGCGGCAGUGCCUGCGCCAGCACUGCCUGGAUGCGAUCCUCAAGCGGGUGGCCUCCUCGAUGCGCCAUCCCUGUGCCCUGGAGUACUACGACAUGAAGCUGCUCUUCCUGCUCACCGCUUUAGAGCCAUCGGCCCGAUCCCGCCUGCAGAUCGACCUGAACGGGCUCACCUACAUGACCAAGUGGCUGGACGACAAGCUGGGCGAGGAGGUGGCCGCCGGCGAGGAGCAGCUGAACAUCAUCUGCGAGCUGCUGAAGGUCAUGUUCAAUGUGACCAGUGCCCCGGACAAGAGUCCCAAUGAGUACGAGAUCCAGAGCCUCCAUUUGACGGGCGUCCUCAGGGAGCUGCUCCUCCGCUUUGGCCAGAUGGCAACGGACAAGGAGCGUGCCGUGAUCACGCAUGCCAUCAAUCUGCUGACCAACAUCUCGGGCAGCUGCCUCACUGAGCUCACACUGCGCUGCUCCAAUGCGGAUAAUGCACUGGAGGAUAGGGAUAAGGAUAAGGAUAAGGAUAUGGCUGGGAAUGCGGAUGCGGAUAAGGGAGCUCAGGCCAAGCCCAAGCCAUGCUGCAGUCAAUGCUUCGAGAAGCGCAAUGUGCGCAGUCUGGCCGUGCUGCUGGGUUACCUGCGGCAAACGCUGGCGCAGCAGGAGGCGGAGGCCAGCUCCUCGCACGAGCUGCUCUCACCGGUGCUCACUGUACUGGUGAAAUGUGCGCGAAGCGAUCGUGUGAUGCGUCACUAUCUGCGGCAGGAGAUACUGCCGCCGCUGAGGGACGUAAGCCAGCGGCCAGAGAUUGGUCAGGAGCUGCGCAAUCACCUGUGCCGCUUCCUCACCCUGCCCGCCAUGAUCCUACGCGAUCUCUCCGCCGAACUGCUCUUUGUCCUGUGCAAAGAGGACGUGGGCCGGAUGAUCAAGUACACGGGCUAUGGCAAUGCGGCCGGGCUGUUCGCCAAGCGCGGCAUUCUCGACUGCCGGCGCGUGGAGGGCGCCGAUAGCUACUCCUCGGACAGCGAGGACAGCGACACCGAGGAGUACAAGCGGCAGCAGGAGGGCAUCAAUCCGGUGCUGGGCUGUGUGGAGCCGCGCGGCCAGCGCAAUCCGCUGGACGGGAUGAGCGAGGAGCAGAAGGAGUACGAGGCCCUCCAGCUGGUCAAUCUGAUCGAGCAGCUGCGCCAGGGCGGCAUCGUCAAGCCGGCGCUGAUCGACAAGGAUGGGCGGCCGCAGCCGCUGGAGCACAUCCUCCAGCUGCAGGAGGAGCUGCCGCAGCAGCAGCUUGAGCAGAAGCGGAAGACCUAAGCCUCCGUACUCCUCAAACCUCGCAUUUAUUUGAUGGCAAAAGUGGCUUUUUGAAUGUGUUCCAAAAGCAGAUUGUUAUUUGUGUAUCCUGUGCGCCAAAAGUAAGGUUUAAAUUAUUAUUUAGUAACACCCAAUGUUUUGCAGUGCACUGCUUCAAGUAUCUAUAAUGAGUAAUCCUGCUUUCUUGUACAUGUUGUAGCCAAACUAUUAUUGAUUUCACUUUAAUGUUAUCAUUGUAUCCCAAAGAGUUACGGAUCUGCAAACUGUUAUCAAUUAUUUAGCUUUGAGUAUAACUUAGUGGCUUUUCCAUUAGUUUUGCCAGUGAUUUAUGCGGAAAUCUGGAGCUGUCACUAGAUAACAAGCCGCUUGAGUCGAUGACUAAAUAUGCAAAACAAUCGUUGGCGUCUUCCGAAUUGCAGGAAGUGGGGAGCACAUCAACUCGAAACGAAGUGAAACCAAAACAGAAUUCUUUUUAUAUACACACAGUUGGGCGAAUUCGACUAAUCUUUGUAACAAUUAAGUGCAUGUAUUUAUAAAGAUUCCAAUUAUACACUUAGCAACUAGAAAUGGGCUAAAAUAAAUCAAAGCUCUGAUGCGCGAUUCUCAAAACUGGGCUUUGGAUUAGAAGUAAUCUGUAUCUCACUACCAGCUCUUAUAAUAUAAAUGUUGUAUGUACUUAACUAUAAUUCAAGAGUCUAGAAUCUAGAGCCUAACUAAACUUACAAGCAAGUCUAUCCAUGACAAACUUGAAAUCCACUUCGAUAUGGAUUUCGUUUUGUUUACCACCUAUCCUCACAUUGUUUUUUGUAUCGAAAGUACACAAUUAGGGGGUAAAGGAAUGAUUCCAAAAACUAUUUAACAAAAAGGCACGUGUCUUUGUAUCUAUAUACAGGAAAUCCUAUAUAGAGCUUUAUUGUGUUCAAUUUUCUAUAGCGAUAGAGGACCUACUUACAUACAAACAUCUACAUCAGAACUUAGUUAUAUUUGCUGUCGUUGAUGUGUGUGCAAGUCAGUAUGUGCGUCUAUCCCAAGCUUAACAAUAAAUCAAUCAACGUCUUGCUAAAUCAA
Molecule: messenger RNA, 2932 nt
Organism: Drosophila elegans
Lineage: Eukaryota; Metazoa; Arthropoda; Insecta; Diptera; Drosophilidae
Gene: ric8a
Product: synembryn
Exons: 2
Coding region: 113-1864 (583 amino acids)
Biological process (GO): G protein-coupled receptor signaling pathway
Cellular component (GO): cytoplasm
Molecular function (GO): guanyl-nucleotide exchange factor activity; G-protein alpha-subunit binding
Source: RefSeq, a predicted model, not a curated record